AUGGACGCCAUGUCAAUCGUCUUGGCUCCGACUACUGGUGGGGUGAAGAUCUUGGCCAACAACUGUGGAUGGACGAACGCAGACUUUCAGCGAAGUUUAUCGAUUUGUUGA
Molecule: messenger RNA, 111 nt
Organism: Colletotrichum tamarilloi
Lineage: Eukaryota; Fungi; Ascomycota; Sordariomycetes; Glomerellales; Glomerellaceae
Exons: 1
Coding region: 1-111 (36 amino acids)
Source: RefSeq, a predicted model, not a curated record